Messenger RNA from Gossypium raimondii (Peruvian cotton), 1461 nucleotides. Its product is annotated as ACT domain-containing protein ACR2. The coding region runs from base 1 to 1461 and encodes 486 amino acids. The transcript has 7 exons. Lineage: Eukaryota; Viridiplantae; Streptophyta; Magnoliopsida; Malvales; Malvaceae. The record is from RefSeq and is a predicted model, not a curated record.
AUGAUGGUUUGUUGGCCUUACUUCGAUCCUGAAUUUGAUAAUCUCCCAGAGAGAAUAUAUGGUCCCCCAGUUUGCAUUGACAAUGACAGCAUGGAGGAAUGCACGGUGAUAAAGGUAGAUAGCGUGAACAAGCAAGGGAUCCUCCUGGAAGUGGUGCAGGUGUUGACAAAUAUUAAUCUGAUCAUCUUAAAAAGCUACAUUUCCUCUGACGCUGGAUGGUUCAUGGAUGUCUUUCAUGUUAAAGAUGAGCACGGCGACAAAAUCAGAGAUCAAAAUGUAAUUAACUAUAUCCUGCAGGCCAUAGGUACAGUUAGAGAGAUCGAAAACACGGUGAAGGCCAUGGCCUAUCGCAAUGACGUAUUCAAUAACUCCGAUCAACUGAGCGAGCACACCGCUAUAGAAAUGAAAGGAACCGAUCGACCGGGUCUAUUUUCGGAGAUAUCAGCAGCCUUAGCUGAUCUCCACUGUAACAUUGUGGAGGCACAUGCAUGGAGCCACAAUGCUCGUUUGGCUUGCGUGGCCUACAUUUCCGAUCAAUCCACCGACACCCCGAUCGACGAUCCCCACCGCCUUGCCACCAUCGAGGGCCACCUCACCACUUUACUACGAGCCACAACUACACCUACCCAAAGUGAGUCGGAAAUAGCCAGCCCACAAGAAGUGAAGACAGCUGAGUUUGGUGAAGGGACCAAUAUGACCGAUGUGGAACGCAGGUUACACCAACUUAUGCUAUCAGCAGGUGAUUUCCAUAGGCCGGAAUUUGAGGCGAUGACACCACCACCAUCAUCAAGAUCAGACGGUGAUGAAGAAGGAAGAAAAAUGGUUGUAACAAUUGAGAACUGUCACGAAAAAUGGUACUCCAUCGUCAGCAUUGAAUGUAAAGAUAGACCCAGACUCAUGUUUGAUACAGUGUGUACGCUUACUGAUAUGCAAUACGUGAUUUUCCAUGCAUCAAUCAGUUCCCGCGAUGGCAGAUCCUUGCAGGAAUACUUCAUAAGACAUGUAGACGGAUACGCUUUGAGUUCUGAAAGUGAGAAAGAGAAGGUUAUAAAAUGCUUGGAAGCAGCUAUUGAGCGACGAGUUUGCGAGGGGGUUCGACUAGAGCUGAGUGCAGAGAAUCGGGUCGGGUUAUUGUCUGACAUAACUCGGGUUCUAAGGGAAAACGGCCUGAGUGUAGUAAGAGCAGAUGUGAAAACCCAAGGAGAAAAGGCAGUGAAUGCUUUCUACUUGAAAGACAUUUUGGGGAAUGAAGUCGACACAGAUGUGGUGGAGUCGGUGAAGAAAGAGAUGGACGACGUUAUAGACUUUGAAGUGAAGAACGAUGGUGGUGGCAGCAGCAGUCAGCAAGGUGGGUGCCUGUCAAGCUCGCCGCCGCAAAGGUCGCCCGGAUUCUUCUCUCUUGGAGACGUUCUUAAGUCUCAAAUCACACGCUUUUCUCAUAAUUUUAUCCCUACUAAUUAG